Molecule: messenger RNA, 1698 nt
Organism: Anopheles merus
Lineage: Eukaryota; Metazoa; Arthropoda; Insecta; Diptera; Culicidae
Product: phospholipase A1 3
Exons: 8
Coding region: 465-1676 (403 amino acids)
Molecular function (GO): lipase activity
Source: RefSeq, a predicted model, not a curated record
GUGAAAAAGGGCUUCCUUAAAAGCGGCCAGCGGAUCGCACAGAACCGACAGUUUCGAGGAAGGGUUUCGGGUGGUUACAUAAAGGCGAAGUUCGCUCCAAACGGCUGUGCAGAUACAAACUGAUCGAUUCGUUCUACCAAAUGCCUGUACCGGUGGUUUGUCGGUGAGCUGAGAAUUCACAAGUCAAACCUAGCCGGCGGAAGAAGGAGAACGCAAACGGCAGCUAAAGUCCUGUGCUUGCAAGAAGAAGAAGAAGAAGAAGAAAACAAAAGUGAUUACACAGAGAAAAGUAUUUCCCCGCGGUGGAAGUAAGUGUCGAAAGUGUUUGUGCAGACGGCUUGCGUUGACGGUUGAGAGCAGAAAUAGCGUAGCUGCCAUUGUAAAGCAACAAGCCAACAAUCCACCUACAAAAUACACCCACAAUCAAACCUCGGAACCCUCACUACGAUAUACAUCUCGCAAGGAUGAGGAAAUCAUUCACGAGCUUGCGCAGCAGGGAGGAACUUUGCAUUUUUCCCAUCACACAUGUCGCCCGCUGGCUGGCGUACGGGUUGGCAGUGCUGCUGGUUGCCGCCGUUGCACCGCUAGCAGCGCCCGUCAGUGCCGCACCGUUCGAUUUUGGCAUCAGCACGAACUUCUCCUCCUCGAUGGCCGAUUUCAGCGCGCGCCAGGAUGACUUACUGCCGUUCCUUACCGCUGACCAGGACGAUCUGCUUGCCAAUCGAGUCGGCACCGUCAUCGGAGCGUUUGGCAAUACGCUCUCCCAGCUGCUGUUCGGCACGAAUGACGUCAGCACGGAUGUAACGUUCUGGUGUGCAACGACCAAUCAGCCCGAGUACGUCCAGGCGUACGUGGACGAUCCGCGCAUCACGCAGAAGCUCGACCCGUCCAAACCGAUCGCCUUCCUCACGCACGGCUGGACCGACAACGUGAACCGCACCUGGGUGAAGCAAACCGUCGCCGACUACGUGCGGCUGAUCGGUGGCAACAUCUGCGCGGUCGACUGGAGCCCGCUGGCGCUGGUCGAGUACAAUCUGGCCGCCCGCAACACGCCCAAGGUGGGCCGCUACCUCGGCAAGUUCGUGCAGUUCCUGCUGACGAAGGGCUUCAGCAUCAACCAGGUGACGCUGGUCGGGCACAGCAUGGGCGCGCAUAUCUCCGGCAUUGCCGGCGCGUACCUGGGCGGCCAGGUGCCGAGCGUGAUCGGGCUCGAUCCGGCCGGGCCGGCCUUCACCAAGCCGAUCCCGGUGUCGACCGACCGGCGGCUCGAUCGCACGGACGGCCGGUUCGUGCAGGCGAUCCACACGGACAAGAACAUCAUCGGCACGACGAUGAACCUCGGCCACCAGGACUACUACGCGAACAGUGGGGCCAGCCCGCAGCCGGGCUGCGAGUUCCCGCUGGUGAACAACGACACGACCAAGGCGUACCUGCAAUUUAUUUGCAGCCACUUCAAGGCGGUCGAAUACUUCCGCGCAUCGCUCGAUCGGCAGAACAUAUUCGAGGGUACGGCCUGCUCGUCCUACUACAGCUACAAGCGGAACGAUUGUUCCGCCGGCACCAAAGAUGACUUCGGUCUGUUCAAUAACAAAACUGCGUCCGGUUCCUUAUUUAUUGCAAUCGACAAAACUGUCUACCCGUACGCACGGACAGUAGCUAGGAGUGCAAGAAAAUAAAGCAUCUAUUUGUUACCGAAUA